CAACCCAACCCACUCCCAAAUCCCAAUUACCAUUAUUUGCUUAAGCAUGUAUCCCAAACACAAAUCUUCCUAUAAAUAUCCAACCGCUGUCCAAAUCGUCAGCUCCGAUCUUCCGUGAUUUCUCUCUCUCUCUCUCUCUCUCUCUCUCUCUCUCUCUCUCUCUCUCUCUCUCUCCUUCACGCUCUCUGAACCAAAAUGUCGGACGCUUACUGCGGCGAUUGCAAGCGGCAGACGGAGGUGGUGUUCGAUCACUCGGCGGGCGACACCGUGUGCUCGGAGUGCGGCCUGGUGCUCGAGUCCCACUCCAUCGAUGAAACCUCCGAGUGGCGCACCUUCGCCAACGAGUCCGGCGACAACGACCCCGUCCGUGUUGGCGGCCCCUCCAACCCUCUCCUGACCGACGGCGGCCUUUCCACCAUGAUUUCUAACCCUAAAGGCGGCUCCGGCGAUUUCCUCUCCUCCUCCCUCGGCCGCUGGCAGAAUCGCGGCUCCAACCCCGAUCGUACCCUCAUCCUCGCCUUCAAGACCAUCGCCACCAUGUCUGAUAGGUUGGGACUCGUUGCAACCAUCAAGGAUCGUGCAAAUGAGAUAUAUAAGAGGGUUGAAGAUCAAAAGUCUAGUAGAGGGAGAAAUCAAGACGCUUUAUUGGCUGCUUGUCUCUACAUUGCUUGCCGACAGGAAGACAAACCUCGUACUGUAAAGGAAAUUUGCUCUAUUGCCAAUGGGGCUACAAAGAAGGAAAUUGGCCGAGCAAAAGAAUACAUAGUGAAACAACUGGGUUUGGAGAAGGGUCAGUCUGUGGAGAUGGGUACAAUACAUGCUGGGGACUUUAUGAGGAGAUUCUGUUCCAAUCUCGGCAUGAAUAAUCAAGCUGUUAAAGCUGCUCAGGAAGCUGUUCAGAAAUCAGAAGAAUUUGAUAUAAGGAGGAGUCCUAUAUCAAUUACUGCAGCUGUUAUCUACAUCAUAACUCAACUCUCUGAUGAUAAAAAACCUCUCAAAGAUAUAUCAAUUGCAACAGGAGUUGCAGAAGGAACAAUUAGGAACUCCUACAAGGAUCUUUAUCCCCAUGUUUCAAAAAUAAUACCAACUUGGUAUGCUAAGGAGGAGGAUUUGAAGAACCUUUCCAGUCCUUGAAUUGUAGAGCAAAUUAAUAUUUAUUGAACAUGUUAUGUUAUUAGAGCAUUCUGUUUUGGAUGCACUGAACUGUUAGUUAAAAGUUAAAGUGCGCACUAAACCGUUAUUGAAGAGUUAAUGCUGUACAAACGGUGAACCCACCUGCAUCAAUUGAGUUUUCUUGACCCUUC
Lotus japonicus is the source of this 1304-nucleotide messenger RNA. RefSeq names its product transcription initiation factor IIB-like. Bases 196 to 1134 code for a protein of 312 amino acids. NCBI's taxonomy places the organism in Eukaryota, Viridiplantae, Streptophyta, Magnoliopsida, Fabales, Fabaceae. Gene Ontology annotation, cellular component: transcription preinitiation complex; nucleus. Gene Ontology annotation, biological process: transcription preinitiation complex assembly; DNA-templated transcription initiation. The record is from RefSeq and is a predicted model, not a curated record. Gene Ontology annotation, molecular function: TBP-class protein binding. The transcript has 7 exons.